Messenger RNA from Diaporthe batatas, 1044 nucleotides. RefSeq lists its product as uncharacterized. The record is from RefSeq and is a predicted model, not a curated record. Lineage: Eukaryota; Fungi; Ascomycota; Sordariomycetes; Diaporthales; Diaporthaceae. Gene Ontology annotation, biological process: protein N-linked glycosylation. Bases 1 to 1044 code for a protein of 347 amino acids. Gene Ontology annotation, molecular function: alpha-1,6-mannosyltransferase activity. Gene Ontology annotation, cellular component: mannan polymerase complex. The transcript has a single exon.
AUGUUAUUACAAGCACAGCAGGUCUCGCCUAGAUCCAAAACCUUUAAGACCACCAUACUUGCCGCGUCAGUGGUAUUAUGUUUCCUGGUUUAUCAAGCGUGGAACCACCAGGACCGUAUCGCCGAUGAAUUAGCUGAGCAUCUCCGCAUACCUGCAGGAUACUGCCUUGGCCAGGCUGUUGAUAGUCGCCCAGAGCCAGCAGAAGUGGCCCAGCCAGUGGCCGACGAGGGCAUCCCGAAAAGGAUAUGGUACAAGCUUGGGCCGAAGGGCAAGAGUCCGGACAUCGAAGCGUGGACGCAGAGCUGCAUCAAGCAGAACCCAAGCUACAGAUAUGAGUUCUUCUCGGACCCAUCGGCCGAUUACUGGGUUGAGCAGACUUUCUCAGCAACACGGCCCGACAUCGUCGAAGCAUAUCUGAGCCUUACUGUUCCGAUUCUUAAAGCGGAUCUCCUCAGAUACCUCCUGUUGUAUGUCGAGGGCGGCGUAUGGUCAGACCUAGACGUAUCGUGCGAGGGCAUCCCGAUCGACCAGUGGAUCCCGGAGGUGCACAGGAACGAGACCUCGCUGCUCGUCGGCUGGGAAUUUGACGCAGGGUGGAGCUGGGACUACACGCACGAGUUCGCCAGCUGGACCAUCCUCUCCAAGCCGAGGCUACCACACAUGCUGAUGGUGAUCAAUGACAUAAUGGAUUCGAUCCACCGAAGCACGGCAGAGGCCAACGUCACCAUCGCCGAGCUGACGAUGGAGAUAGUCGGGGACAUCGUCGACUACACCGGCCCGAGGCGGAUGACCCGGAGCAUCAUCAAGAGCCUGGGGCUUGCUCGGGGUCGACCAGUUGAGCGGGAGGAAAUCGAGAACAUCCGAGAGCCUUUGCGUAUUCAGGAUGUCACCAUUCUUCCAGGCUAUGCGUUCGCCAACUUGACCAACAAGUAUGAUGAGGCAGAUGGUCCAAUCGGCGAAACGUUGGUAACUCAUCACUACGCGGGCACGUGGAAGAAUGAGAAUGGUGGUGAACUGGCUAGGAGACAGCCACGGAGGAUAUAA